Messenger RNA from Ornithodoros turicata, 1092 nucleotides. RefSeq lists its product as uncharacterized. Bases 1 to 1092 code for a protein of 363 amino acids. NCBI's taxonomy places the organism in Eukaryota, Metazoa, Arthropoda, Arachnida, Ixodida, Argasidae. The transcript has a single exon. The record is from RefSeq and is a predicted model, not a curated record.
AUGACACGGCUCUCCGACCUGCUGGGGCAGCAGGACUCGUCCGUCGAAAAGGUUGAAGCUGCGUUGGACUAUUUGGUGGCAAAACGGCAAUCGCUCUACGACCUCGAUAGCAGCAUCGCCCAGGAAACCCCCGAAGAUCAGCUGGGAGCGGAACUUGACAGUGCGCUCCAGUACGAGGAAGGUAUCGAGGGAAUGAUCACAAGGGCACGUCGUAGGCUUCGCCAGCAGCAGAAUGUUGCACCUUUGGAUCAACAGCGUCCUGCGGGGCAAAAAUCCGUCGCUCUCCCUAAGCUUCAGAUACCCAAGUUUUCGGGAAAAUUACAGGAAUGGCAACAAUUCUGGCAGCAUUUUGAUGCCACCAUCCACUCCAACCAAGCACUGGCUCCGGUCGAGAAGUUUAAGUACUUGGUCUCCUACCUCACUGACGACGCGAAGCGAUCCAUCGAAAGCAUCAGGAUCAGCGGCGACAACUACGACUCUGCGGUCACUCUGCUCACACACAGGUACGGUAGACCGGAACUCCUUACGGCGGAGCACAUCGACCAUUUGCUUGCUCUUCGUCCCAUCUCGAAUUCCCAAAACAUUCCCCAGCUCCGACGUCUUCAUGACGAUGUGACCAUUCGAAUGGCAGCUUUGGAUUCUUUGGGGGUAACUAAGGAUAAAUAUGCGGUUAUCUUGUACCGCGUCAUCACACGAUGCUUGCCCGAAAACCUCUGUGUCCUUUUUCAUCAACGGAGAAGGGAUACAGCCGCAGUACCUCAACCCCAAGGCAACAAUGAAAGCACUGGGAUAGACAAGGCCGCCGAGGAUCUUCAGGCGCUGCUAUCAUUUCUUCAGGUGCAGGUGGAGACUCUGGAAGAGGUGUUGCUCACUCGGGCAGUUUCGCCAGCGUCGGCUGCUCGCAGCAAGAGUCCUAACGAGCCGGUUCGGCUUCCUACAGCCGCUGCCCUAGCCGCUGCAAACGCCGCACCUCCGAAGCGGACUGCUGACGCACGUUCGUCACCCUGUCCCUUCUGUCAUUCGGCGGACCAUCCCUCCGCCUCAUCGCCUCAUCGGCACCGUGAAGGCUGCUCUAAGGCGAUGUCUCGGUAG